Messenger RNA from Mobula hypostoma (lesser devil ray), 2120 nucleotides. Its product is annotated as tumor necrosis factor receptor superfamily member 1B-like. Gene Ontology annotation, biological process: extrinsic apoptotic signaling pathway; regulation of T cell proliferation; positive regulation of membrane protein ectodomain proteolysis. Lineage: Eukaryota; Metazoa; Chordata; Chondrichthyes; Myliobatiformes; Myliobatidae. Bases 46 to 1131 code for a protein of 361 amino acids. Gene Ontology annotation, molecular function: tumor necrosis factor receptor activity; tumor necrosis factor binding. The record is from RefSeq and is a predicted model, not a curated record. The transcript is spliced from 8 exons.
UUGCAUUUUCUGUCACGUCGCCAGCAACCUCUGGGCAGCGAGGAGAUGAGGAUGCUGCAGCGAGGCUCAGUCCUGGUUUUAUGGGUCUCGUUGGUCGUCACGGCGGCGCUUGGAGAGCAACAAAAUGGCAAGUCCUGUAAGGAGACUGAAUACUAUAACCAAGCUGCAGAUCGGUGCUGCUCCUUGUGUCCUCCAGGGAAAUAUCGAAAGUUAAUCUGCACAUCUGAACGCGACACAGUCUGUAUUGACUGCCAACGAAGCACAUUCAAGGAGGAAUGGAGUAAUUCAUAUGAGUGCACACGCUGUGUGGGAAAGUGCACUGAUCCUCUGCGACAAGUUCAAAGCUGUACCAAGAAGACAAAGCAAAUCUGCGAGUGUAAACCGGGAAUGUUCUGCAAAACUGCGAGCAAUAACUACUGCUUGCAAUGUGUUGAACACAGCGUUUGCAAUGAGGGAGAAUACCUGAUUAACGCAGGAAAUGCCACAAAGGACAAUGUUUGUGGACCCUGUCCAGAAGGCACAUUCUCAAGUACAAAGUCUGUCUCCACCAAGUGCCAGCCGCAUACUAAAUGUGCCAAAUUGUUAAAAGAAGGCACAGCGACUACAGAUGCGGAGUGCGACAAUUCUUUCAGCCCAGAAACCACAACCCUCAAGACCAGCAUGAGCAAGUUGAACUUGUCCAAGGCAUCCACAUCUUCACCAGUCCAGCUUCUGACCACUCGAAGGGUAGAUUACCGAACAACAUUAUCCAUUGCGGUCGUGACUCCCAGAGGAAAUAAACAGAUGGUUAAUCUGCUUCUGACAGGCGGAUUGGCCCUCGCACUUUUGCUGAUUCUCAUCAUUUCCAGUUUGCUGUUUAGCCGGAAGAACUAUUUCAAAAGUCUACUCUUGUCCAAUAGAACUAAGGGUUCCAUCUAUAUCAUGAGUCCUCGCACAGUGUACGUGGGAGUGGAGACCAGUGAUUGUGCCAGCCCUGAUCAGCAGGACCCCGUUGCUAAACCUCAGGAGCCCCUCAUCCACUUUCCUCAGCAGGAGUCGGUGAAGUCUUUGAGUACAGGAGAGAGUCAUGUCUUCCCAGUGGAGGAGGAGGGGAAGAUUUUCCACAAACCGGUGCCUGCAGCCGACUGUUAGCAGCUGGAAGCAGUUCAACUGGCAAAGCUCGUGGAUGUUGGACACAGAUGGCUGUGCUGAUCUUACUGAAGUGCUUGAGGGGAAACUUACCAAUCUUACUAUAUAACCGAACAACAAAUUCAAGCACGCUGACUGAGAACGGUGAAGAUUUUCUGGUAUUUACGUAACUAUUGUCUUGCUGGCUGUGAGGGAUCUUUGCGGCCUAAAGGGACCAGCACCGGAGACCAGCCCCCUAGUACUAGGAGAGACCCUGUCCCUGUCCCCCCUCCACACUCCAGGGCCACUAGUGGCCAGCCUUUGGAUUCUUACAAGGAGACUCCAGCCAACGUAGCUCUCCGUGUCACCGAGGCAUGCGAGCCUCCAAACCCUACGGCAAGGUUGGAGGGUCUGACAGUGAGGUAUACCCCCAAUAUUUGGAGUGAGCCCCAUUCUCGUUCCACUUUGGAGAACACACCCUUGACUGGGUACGCAGAGCGAGCCCCUUGGCAUAGCGGGUGAGCACCACCCCCUCCACCCCCACCCCUGGUAUCUGUGCAGCUACUCUGAUCCCAGUACUGGACCGUCGAGCCUUUGGUGCUGAGCUGCUGGUUUUGGGGUGUGCUGUCUGUGAGGCUGUUUGUUUUGCUAGAAUCUAGAUUUUUGGAUUGAUUUUAAACGCUUGUUUUCUUAAAUUAAGGUUCUUUGUACACUAUUCAGACUUGCUUUCAGACGAUUAGUUCAGAUUUCAGCUGCAUGCGAAGUGUGAAUGGUGGUGAGGCUGUUCUGUGAGAGUUCGCUCUUCCUGAAGACUACACUCGCCAGGUGUAGGGACGCAGUCCACCGUGUAAUGCAGCGUGAUAAACCUCCAGUGCACUGAACUGCACAUGAACCACCUGUUGCGAUCCUAUUACCAUCGACGCCUUUAGUGUGCGAGUACACAAAUAAAAAUGUCUUCUUACAUGUGUGUUGAGUUUCUGUCCAUUAUGCCACUGGCGUUGAGGGCAGCAAUG